This is a messenger RNA of Scomber japonicus (chub mackerel), 2597 nucleotides long. RefSeq names its product protein inscuteable homolog (gene insc). Gene Ontology annotation, molecular function: cytoskeletal adaptor activity; protein binding. Bases 4 to 1572 code for a protein of 522 amino acids. Gene Ontology annotation, biological process: establishment of mitotic spindle orientation; apical protein localization; asymmetric cell division. The transcript has 12 exons. Gene Ontology annotation, cellular component: apical cortex. NCBI's taxonomy places the organism in Eukaryota, Metazoa, Chordata, Actinopteri, Scombriformes, Scombridae. The record is from RefSeq and is a predicted model, not a curated record.
CCAAUGAGCACACGGAUGCAGUCUCUCCAAGUCGACUCGGUCCAGCGCUGGAUGGAGGACCUCCGCCACAUGACAGAAGUGGAGUGUAUGUGUGUCCUCCAGGCCAAACCUAUCGGGGUAGAGGAGGAUGCUCAGCAGGGAGAGCUGAUUGUGGCCUCAGGGGUGGGUGCAGGGGACCACGUGGCUAGGAACAACCUGCAGACGCUCCUUCGCCGAGCGCUGGUGGUCAGCACAGAGCUCGGAAAGAUGUUCCAGCGACUGGAGAAAGGGCGGUGGCAGAGGGUCCACAGCACGGCCGUACGUGCAAAUUGCCACGUGCGCUCUUUGGUCCAUGAGUACAGUGCGGCACGAAGUACACCACCUGAGAUGCAGAAGUAUGAAAAAUCUCUGCUAGAAAAGUGCAUGGAGCUGACCAAUAUCACAGAGAGGUGCAUUCACACUGAGGACGAGUUCUUCUUGAAGUCCAUGAGGGAGGCGAUCCACGAAAUCCUUACUGAUGUCAGUGAUUCAUUCAGCAACAUGAUUGACAUGGCUUUAGCCAAUGAGAUCCAGGUUCUGAUCAAACAGAUUGAAUCGUCGGACAGUGUGCACACCAUCGGCAGUGCCAUUAGCAACCUGCUGUCCCUCACCCAGGACGGACCUCAGCUCUGCAGCAUCAUCGCCAAGGAAGGAGCUGUGGUGGCCUUGUUUAAGAUCUGCAGGCAGGACCGGUUCAAAGACCUCUACGCUCAUGCUCUGAGAACAGUGGCCUCCAUCUGCUGCGUGGAAGAGGGCAUCAACCAGCUGGACAAGGUGGAUGGGAUCUUGUGCCUGGCGGACAUCUUGACUGAUGAGAGCAGCGUGGAGGCGGCCCGUGCCGAGGCAGCGGCGGUCGUGGCUCAGAUCACCUCACCUCACCACACGUCAACACAACACCUCGCCAGCUUCCUGGAGAGUAUGCACGACAUCGUCACUGCGCUCAUCAAGUUGUGCGAGAGCGCCUCCUGUGGUGAAGUAUUCCUGCUGGCAUCUGCGGCCUUAGCCAACAUCACCUUCUUUGACAGCAUGGCCUGUGAGAUUCUCCUGCAGCUCAAUGCCAUCCAGAUCCUCUUGCAGGCCUGUAAAGACCGGCAGAGAGUCGACACACCAUACUCCAAAGACCAGGUGGUGACAAUCUUAGCAAACCUCUCAGUGUUAGAGCAGUGUGCUCCUGAAGUCCUGCAAGAACAAGGCAUAGAGCGACUGCUGCUGCUGCUGGGAGAAAAGCCGUCCUCCUCCAGUCCGUCAGAGGGCGCGGCCUGCGAGCGUGUCCAGCAGAAAGCUGCUGUCACGUUGGCCCGACUGAGCAGAGACCCUGAUGUGGCCCAAACAGCCAUCCAGCUAAAAGCUGUUCCUCGUCUUAUUGAACUGUGCCGCUCCCCUACUGAGAGAAAUAACAGCGACUCAGUACUGGUCGCUUGCCUGGCUGCCUUGAGGAGGCUGGCAGCAGGGUGUCCAGACAGCAUCGAGGCAGCCGACCACCAGCAGCUGAUCAAACCGCGGCUAGUCGACUCUUUCCUGCUGUGUUCCAACAUGGAGGAGAGCUUCGUAUGACGGCCUGCACACCAAACACUUGUGGUGGAAAACUGAACUCGUGUACAAGAUCAUGUACUGUUUCAUGACACAGGAAGGACUAAUGAGCAGUUUCACUUCAGAACAAAGUAUCUGAGAAGGAUUUUUUUUUUUUCCCCACCAGGAUUUUCCAGACUUUGUUCUGGACGCACAGUGAACGGAGCCAAACUGUAUGGCGUUAGUUUGGAUGGAUGGAUGGAUGGAAAAGACAUUUAUAUGUAAUUGUAGAUAAAUGCAUAAAAUGAAUGUGGUGUUCUAUGAAAAAAAGGUCAUUAGCUCAUAUUAUUCCACAUAGAUUCAUAAUGUCAUAUCGGUAAUGAUUUUAUAAGAGUAGGUGCUACUUUUUAAAACUAAAAGUAUAACCCGAUCUGAAAAUUAAACACUUUAUAUGCUACCGCUGUGCAAUUUUUUUUUGUUAUAAGCUGAGUAUUUAUAUUGUAUCUGAAGCAUUUGGCUGUUUUUUAACAAAGACAAAACCUUCAUACAAGAAGAUGAGACAAUAUAAUUGAUUAUGUAUGAUGAUGUAUGUCUAGUUAAAUCCUUUUCAAUGUCUCUUGUGAUGUUUAAUUGAUCAAAAAAAAAAGUGUUUUGUUAAUGUUUUCAAUCAGCAGCCACUUUAUUUGGAUAACCAAUUACAACUAAAUUAUUACAGUUGGGUUAAUUAUUACAUGUUUUGUGACAGGGCACUAUUAGUAUUUAAAGUAUGAUGAAGACAUACUGUACAUCUACAUGAUCGAUUUGUCCUAGCGUACAUUAUAGUGUUUGAAGUGUCUUGUAUGGCAUAUAGAGUUAUUUUCUUCAACUUAUUUGCCAUUAAUAUUAAUUAUUAUAUUUGCUACUGGAAAAAAAGAAUCUUUAAGAAUGGUCUUGAAUUUGAUAAAAUGCUUUUUAUUUAAUAAGGAGAACUACCAUUAAUUGUUGGCCAUGCAUGGAAUAAAGGCAAUCAUCAAUCUAAUGUUCAGUGUAUUUUAUUAUAGUAAAGUGAAUUGCUGUCAUAUGUUUUGUUA